AUGGCACAAUUAGCUUCGCUUCAUGGUCAUGCGUUGGCGGACCUGGAGCCAGGCCCGUCAUCGAUCGUGUCAACUUCUGAUACAACAUCUGCCUCGAAGUCUUCUGACACUCUCCGACACCACGAGCUCUCCUCCUCACCAAGCCGCCACCACCAGCAACAGCCGCCGCAGGAGCAACAAGACGACUCGUUGGCCAAGAUCUGCCAUCAAACGCUUUCUGACCUUGACACUCCUCCUUCUCCUUGUCUACCCAUAGGGCAUAGCGUCGCCAGCAGUCUCAGCUCCUUGGCUUCCAUCACGACUCCUGUUGCCGGAACUACGUUUCAAUCAACCAUUGCUCACUUCCCCCCUCCUCCUCUCAGAACCCCAAUCAGGCGGAAGCCGUUGUCCUCAUCGGCGUCGUCCUUGGCCGCAUCAUUAUCUUUGCGCGAUUCAGUCAUCGCGGCAGUUCCUGCUCCCUUGAACCCUGACCUUCUCCCCAAGCCGGGCCAGAGGUUUGCCAGACCACCGUCUGUCGAUAGUCCGACGUUUUACGACUAUCCGCAGUCAAUUCGAACAUCGGUGCCCUCUUCCUCAUCUCCAGUCACUAUCCUAGCCUCCACCCAGGCGGGAGCAUCCGAGACGCGCAGCAUUCCAGCAGACGAGCUUCGACAUAGAGACUCUUCUGACUCAUCAGGCGUGCUGUCAGUGUAUGACGAAUUAAGUUCACAAGGUUCCAAUUCGUCUCCACCAGAAGAAGAUAACGCCUGCAAUCCAACCCCUGGGCACGCAAUAGACGACCACAGCCUCGAAGAUAUUGAAUCGCUUUACGGCGACCACGCAGACCAUACUCCAAGUCCUCUCAUGUUGGCCCCAAAACCAACGCCUCCGCACCUAAAACUCGAUACUAUCGAAUCGUCAACUUCCCAAACUCAAUUAGAAGCUCGGCGACAACCAGGGUCCCCCGAAUCGGCCAAGCUAGCUGCAUCUCCGCAGUUAAACAAACCACUACCCAGAUCGCCGGGUCAAGGAUCGCCUUUUGCUGCAUUGUUUGGCUGGUCCAACCCCUCGCCGUCGGUGACAGAUUUCUCUUCGAUUCCUUCGCCACUGUCCCCGGGUAAAAACAUAAAUGCCCCGCAUGAAAAAUCGAGGAACGCCGGAUCAAAUUCAUCAUCUAGUAAUUCCAAUGGUGCAACAUCGAACCCAAUCAGCUACUGCGAAUCGUAUUUAUCAACACCACCCCCUGGAACGACCGCGUCGUCUCUUGAAAUCGACGAGAUGGAGGACGAGCUAAAAGCCAUCAGCUCUGAGCUGGCCGCAUCUAUUCGGCGUGAGAUGGACCUUGAAGACCUGGUUGAUAGGCUCCAAGAACAAGCCAACAACCCCCAAGCGCCGAGCAAGCGAUCAAGCGACUACUUUUCAGAUUCGGGCUAUAGUUCCGCUAAACUUAGCGAGUAUGACCAAAGCAGAGAAGAGAUUGAAAAAAUCCAAAGAAGAUCAGAGCAGGAGAAGGCUGCUAUUCGUUUGGAAUUAAGUAACAAGCUGCAGGAUGAAAGGACAAAGAGAAAAGCCCUGGACCAGCAGAUCAAGGAUCUGUCUGAGAAGGCUUCACAAAUAGACCUUGCUCACAUGAACAAUCUGGAUGCCAAUGACCGUGUCAAGGAUUUGGAAAAGGCUUGCGAAGAUUUAAGGCGACGCCUUGCUGAAGAAAGGGAGUCCAAGAACAACUUUGAAGACCUACUAUCUGGACUGAAAAGUGAAUUACAAGAUACCUGUAAUGAAAGAGACAACCUUCGGGAUGAGGUUGUCCCUCAGUUACGAGCCAGAGUGGAAGGUUUGGAAGCGGAAGCCGCCUCGUAUGCUAACCUCACAUAUGAAUCAACAAAGAUGCAACAUCAACUUCAAUCUCUAAAGCAAGAAAACACCUCACUACGCAACUCACUUGGCCCCGACGACAUUGCCUUGGCAAGAUCAAACUCGGUAGCAACUAGUUCCUUUAGGGCUAGAGGCCCUCCUGCUUUGGGUGGAUUGUCGAGGUCGGAGAGCGUUAAGCAGCCUCAUUCCGAAUCAAGAGAAGCCCUUGCAGAGCGAUUAAAAGACGUGGAGGCUCAACGUGACGCCUUACACAGUGCCUUGAAGAAUCUCCUUGAGAGACAGGAGUUCCAGAACCGCGAGAAUGCCAAGAAAAUCAAGAUUCUGGAAGCGGAGCGCCAACGCUUGUUGCAAGAACCACGAAAAGCUGGAUUUGACAAGGAGAUAUCUAGCUUGCGCACCGAAAUCAAUGUCUUGCGACGUCGUGCAGAGGAUGCACUGGAGCAAAAGUGGCAGGUUGAGAAGGGCCUUGGUGGUCUGAAGAUGGACCUUGAUAGAGCCGAGGAAGAGAUCGCUUCCCUUCGUUCAUUGCUUGAGGAAAAGGACAUUCUGAUUCCUCCUUCACUGGCUCGAUCAAGUGCUCCCAAUGGCACGCCCGGUGUCCCUGUCACCUCAGAAUCUCUCCAGAAGGCUUACCAGGACCUGCGAAGCUCCUACUCUGAGUCAUUGGAGCGUAUUAAGAAACUGGAACUUAGCACAGGUGACGCUGUGUCCGAUGAGAAGACGAAGCUUGCUAUCGAGCGCCUCGAGCAAUCUCUUUCAGCAGCUGUUUCUGAGCGAGAUGCCGCCCGACGGCAUUUGAAUAGCCUUAUGAACCAGGUUGAGGGCCUAUCAGAGGGGGAAUCUCGGAACCUUGACAGGGAGAAGGCUCUAUCUGAUGAGCUGGGCGAAUCGGCUAUACGUGUUGAGCAGCUUGCUUCUCAGGUUCAGCAACAGCUAGCCACUAAUGCUGAGCUGCGAAAGCGUCUUGCCGAUACUGUAGCCCGAGGCGACUCGGACCGAAAACUGAACUCGGAGCGAAUUACCGAGCUUCAGGCACGCCUCCACGCUCUCGAGGAGCAGCUUGUCACGGCACAGACCGCCUCUGAGGAGCGUGUGUCUCGACAUGAAGAGGAGCUUUCUCAACUUCGAGAAGCUCAUAAUGAGCAACUUCGCCGCAUCCAUGGUGGUGCUGGCGUGGGUGUGACUGCGCGCAAGGGCUCACUGUUAAGCUCUGGAGUGCCUAUUAUUUUCGGUCAUUCAGGCCAGGCUAUUACUCCCAAGAGCUUUGAGGAAGAAGUAGAAAUCAAUACUCUUCGAGCUCGGGUCACUGAACUAGAGAAGGCCCUCGCGGAUGCUGAGAGCGAGAUCCAGCAAGUCGUUUCUAAGAUGAACGAAGCGCAGAUCCAGGUCAUGGAUCUUCAAGAGGAGCGCGAGACGGCGGCUCGAGAAACGCGAAAGCUGCAGAACAUUCUUGAGGAAGCGAAAUUGACACCUCUGAGCGGACGGGCUUAA
Messenger RNA from Metarhizium acridum CQMa 102, 3345 nucleotides. RefSeq lists its product as uncharacterized. Lineage: Eukaryota; Fungi; Ascomycota; Sordariomycetes; Hypocreales; Clavicipitaceae. The record is from RefSeq and is a predicted model, not a curated record.